AUGUCGUCGCCAUUGGUUCUUGUGACUGGAGCCUCGGGAUAUUUGGGAGCUCAUUGUGUGAAAGUGCUUUUGGAUAAAGGAUAUCGAGUGAGGGGGACGGUUAGAUCGCUGAAAAAUACGAAGAAGAUUGAUCCAGUGAAAGCUCUUGACUCGAGCGGGACAAAGAUCGAAUUUGUUGAAGCUGAUUUGACAACGAAAGAGUCAUGGCCAAAAGCUGUAUCUGGUUGUGAUUACGUGCUCCACGUAGCCUCUCCAUUCCCACUAGCUGGCACACAAGAGACAAUCGACACAGCGAUUGCUGGCACGAAAAACGUUCUAGAAGCUUGCGCAAACGAGAACACAUUGAAAAAAGUGGUGCUCACGAGUAGUUUGGUGGCGAUUUUUGAGGGACACGUUGACGGUCGGCGACUCACUGAAAACGAUUGGUCGAUUUUGAAUGACAAAACGGAUGCCUAUUACACGAGCAAAACUCUCGCCGAAAAAGCCGCUUGGGAAUUCGUCGAGGAACACAAAAAUAAAUUUCGUUUCACUGUGGUAAAUCCGGGUUUUAUUGUGGGCCCAACGUUGACGGAUGAGUUGGGGUCGAGUGCAGAAGUAAUUAAAAAGUUGAUGGAAGCUCCGGCGUUACCAAAAAUGCGUUUUAUCUGUGUCGAUGUGAGAGAUGUUGCAAUGGCUCACAUAGCUGCAAUGGAAAAUCAAGAAUCGGAUGGAAUGAGAAUCAUUUGUGCUGAAGCUGAUUCAAGACUUGCCAGUGAACUCUUUGAGAAGCUGACGGAGGAAUUCGAGAGUCAAGGGUACUGUAUCCCGACUCGAUCAAUUCCUGAUUGGAUUGUUAAAUUUGGUGCUAAUUUUAGCGAUCAAUUUGCAAAAAUCGCUGGACGAUUGGGAAUCGAGUUGAACUUUGAUAACUCAAGACUUCGUGAGAUCUUAAAAAUCGAUCCAAACGAUACAAGGAAAGCCGUCGUUGACAUGGUUUACACAAUGAUUGAAAAAGGUUUCAUCAAGAAGACAACCAAAUACCGGGGACCAAAG
Molecule: messenger RNA, 1032 nt
Organism: Mesorhabditis belari
Lineage: Eukaryota; Metazoa; Nematoda; Chromadorea; Rhabditida; Rhabditidae
Source: the annotation of a GenBank genome assembly